Onychostoma macrolepis is the source of this 4783-nucleotide messenger RNA. RefSeq names its product carbohydrate (chondroitin 4) sulfotransferase 12a (gene chst12a). Bases 198 to 1508 code for a protein of 436 amino acids. Gene Ontology annotation, biological process: proteoglycan biosynthetic process; carbohydrate biosynthetic process. Gene Ontology annotation, molecular function: sulfotransferase activity. The transcript is spliced from 2 exons. The record is from RefSeq and is a predicted model, not a curated record. NCBI's taxonomy places the organism in Eukaryota, Metazoa, Chordata, Actinopteri, Cypriniformes, Cyprinidae. Gene Ontology annotation, cellular component: membrane.
AGGGGAAUAUAACGUUUCUUUUAUAACAAUACGCGGAUAUAUGUGGAAAAUUACUGUGUUUGCUAUGUAGGGGUGUUCAAAUUCUGUCUCUGCGCUUUCAACAAGUAGGCUCUAAUAUUAAUAAUCAUGUCUGUGUAUUACUUGACUAUGAUGAAUGCAGUCUGGGCUGUCGAUUGUGUAAUGGAGUUGAGGUGAGAAUGGCACUUUCUCAGUCAAAAUCAACCAAAAUGGGAAAGUCGAGACUGUUCCGCAUUUUUAUGAUUGUGGGCGCCGUCUUCAUGAUCCUUCUUAUAAUCAUAUACUGGGAUGAUGUGGGGGCCUCUAAUUUUUACCUGCACACAACUAUCUCCGGGCCCCAUCCGUCGCGACUCUCUCCGCAGAGCCGUCGUGACCCCCAAAAGAAAGUAGAGGAAGACAAAGAGGGCUCUUUUUUGACGGACAUUGAUGCUUUUGUCAACCAGUUUUUAGAAGGAACCGCAGACCCCACGGAACAGGUGAGAGGAGAACCGCCCCCUGGAGACCCUCACAAUCAGUCCUCUGAGAAAUCGGAGGAGAAAUUUGUCCCAAGACGAGAGUGGAAGAUCCAUCUGACACCAAUUGACCCUGAGAAAAAACAAAAGCAGGAGAGCAGAAAGCAGCUAAUCCAAGAUGUGUGCAGUAACAAAAAUUACUUUGACUUUCCCGGAAAGAACAGGACUUUUGACGACAUACCCAAUAAAGAGUUGGAUCACCUCAUCGUGGACGACAGGCAUGGGAUUAUUUACUGCUAUGUUCCCAAAGUGGCCUGCACAAACUGGAAGCGCAUCAUGAUCGUGUUGAGCGAGAGCCUGUUAGUGGACGGCGUGCCCUACCAAGACCCUUUAGAUGUUCCUCAGGAGCUCAUCCAUAACAGUAGCCUGCACUUCACCUUCAACAAGUUCUGGAAGCGCUAUGGAAAGUUCUCACGGCACCUCAUGAAAAUCAAGCUUAAGAAAUACACCAAGUUUUUGUUCGUCAGGGAUCCUUUCGUGCGACUGAUCUCUGCCUAUCGCAACAAAUUCGAACAAGAGAACGAGGACUUCUACAAAAGAUUUGCGGUCACCAUGUUGAGAAAAUACAGCAAUUACACGGAUCCACCGACAUCGGUCGUGGACGCCUUCGCUGCUGGGAUUCGACCGUCUUUCUCGAAUUUCGUCCAGUAUCUAUUGGAUGCUAGCACUGAGAAAGAGAUGCCUUUCAACGAGCACUGGAGACAAAUGCACCGUCUGUGCCAUCCCUGCCAGAUAAAUUAUGAUUUCGUGGGGAAGCUGGAGACCUUGGAUGAGGACGCUGAGCAUUUGUUGCGGAUUCUCCGCGUUGACAAUGUUGUCGAGUUCCCGCAAAGUCAUCGUAACCGAACGGUCAGCAGUUGGGAGCAGGACUGGUUCGCCAACAUACCGUUGGAGUCCAGAAAAGAGCUGUACAGGCUGUAUGAAGCCGACUUUAAACUGUUUGGAUAUUCCAAACCAGAGAAGCUGUUACACGAUUGAUACGCUGAUCGCCAACUUCACUGAGGUGCUGACAAGAUUUUCACAGCACAAUAAACAGGGCAAUAGGAGUUCCUGCUGCUUGGUUCUUAAUGUGCGGCUCUUUCACAUGAUGCUGUUUAUAAAGGCCCUUUCACAUGACUAGCAUUCAGUGGGUCAAUGUUUGGCUAGUUGGUCCAGUAGGUAGAUACCGUGAUUUAAUUAUCUGCUUUCAAAAAGCAUCUUUCUCCAUUGACAGCUAAAAGUACGUCGCCCACACAUGACAUCAGUAGAAAAAAAAUGAAGAAUUUGUCUCCACAACUUAAUUUGUUCCCUCAUUUUGGUUAAAUUGUGGCCAUGUUGUACUAAUUUGUUCCCUUGUUCAAUUGUGGCCACGACUGAACCAAAUUAAAAUGAGGGAACGAAUUAGUUAGCCAUGAUUGAAUUAAUACAUGGCCAUGAUUUAACUAAAUUAAAAUGAGGAAUAAAUUCAUGUACAAUAACCAUGAUUUAGUUCAAUUAAAAUGAGCGAAUAAUUUAAUACAAAGUAGCCACACUUAAUAAAUAAAACAAGUGAAUGAAUUUGUACACCAUGGCCAUGAUUUAAAUAAAAUGAGGGGACGAAUGAGUACAACAUGGCCACAAAUUAAUAAGUUGAGGGAAUGAUUUUUUUUACUUUGUGGCCAUGAUAUCUAUUUUUUUCUUCCACAUGUCACGUACAUACAAAAAUAUUUGUGAAUUGCAAAUAUUAUAGUGGAUGUUUUUAGCAGUGCCUGUUUGUUUUUUUCAAAAUUUAGAUUUUGAGUGCUCUUAAAAGCAUAAUAUAUAUUUUUCCUGGGCUGCUGCCUUUUUCCUCAUAGCUCAUGAUAGUCACUAGAGAAAGGUUUGAUGCACUCAGCCAAUCGGCAUUGCCAUGAUCUUACAGCUCAGGUAAUUGGCUAAAAACAUGCUGUAAGUAAAGAUGACCAAUAAAUCAUGGAAAAAGCAUGACAUGCAUUGCUGACCGUGUCAGUGGCACUUUGAAUAGAUCAGUGAUAAAUGGUGCAGCAAACUUAAUUUUGGUGUUGCGUUAAUGUUUACUCUGUCCUGAGGGUAAUGUUGAGUCAUGUGAAAGAGCCUUUAGGCCUUUAUGGAGCUUGUGGGCAUUGAAAGUAAUACUGUAGUGAAUAUACAUUCCUUGCACACAGGUUACAUUUCCUCAGUCCAUUUCCCAGUACCCCAUUAAAUGUGUUACUGUUAUUUGUAUGGACCUCAUGGACAAUGUGAGAGACAUUUUGAUGGUUACCUACUCAAAGAAGCCUGCACAAUUUUUUUUUUUUUUUUUUUUAUAUUCUCAACAGUGUUUUAAAAACAAACUCAUCACCUCAUUAGUAUUAUUCUUAUAAUGUGGAUGGAUGUGAUAAUCCCGGCAAGAGACCCUUUUCCCUCAAUUUUAAGUUGUAUAGUUGUAUGUUUUACCUAAAGAACCACCAAACUAAAAUAUCACGAGACAUUUUCAAAAAUUAUUGUACAUUUAGCGAGUGCACAUAUUAGAGUAUUUUAGAAUAUUUUUGUAACCUUUUACAGUUAAAUGUGAAAAGUGAAGGCACUUUUGUCCUUGGAAAAAAGCUACAUAAUAUUUUGAAAUGCAAGCAAAAGUUUUACAGUUUUUUUUUUUUUCAAGGGAUCACUGCUCUUACAGCAGUUUCUUUUCUUUUCUUUUCUUUAAGAUGGCACGUUUUUUUAAACACAGAAACCUCAGUUUUUAUGCUUCCAUGGAUAUAUAUUUUUUUCAACCUUUUAAAGUAGUUCAUGGUCCUUUAUUGCACAGAAUUGCCAGUGUUCUGCAGUGAAGCAAGUAAAUGGAGUAAAUGACAUCAAAAAGAUAUUUCUUUGUAACCGAGGCUGGAGUAUUCAUAUUAUGGCCUGUUCUUGUCAAGCAAAUCUUGCCUUUCAUCAUUUUGGUCCUUUUAUUCUGUUAGUGUGUAGCAGGGACUGGAUGAGCCCUCAGAUCUGCAGCAUGCUAUAGAUGUUAGCAUGUGUGCCUUGCAGUCCUUCAUAAAUAUGCAUCACUCGUGAAUAUUGUAGCAAACUUACCGUUCUUUUGCUCUUUUAGGCUUAGAGGGUAAAAUAAUGGCCUUGUUUGGAUAUUGGCCUUGUUAGGCAUAUAAUUGCAGGCACAGGGUAUUUAUUUCUUACUUAGCAAGAGUUAUUUGGUGUAAUUGCUUUAGACCGUUGAAGCACAAAUGUCAGUAUUGUUUAUAGUUCCUCAUCUAGUCGCGUGUCGAACAUGGGCAUGUGCAAAAGAAAUAUAUAAGGGUUUAUUAGGGUUAUUUUUUUUCUUUACCAAGAAAGUGUUUCCUUUACUUUCCAUCAUGUUUUUGUGCCGCAUUUUGCACAUUUGAUCACAUGUAUAAAAUCGAUCUCUAAGGCAGUGAGAGAUAAGAGGAUGGAAGAAAGUGGAUUUGAUUGUAUGUUGUAUUAGGGAGUAAUACUGUGGAGCACAAGUGUAGCAUGAUUGUUGUGGAAGUGACGGGCCAGAGGGAACGGGACGUCCCAGUUCAGGGGAAGCCACGAUUCAGAUUUACCGCACUGUUGGGCUCAUUAGGUAGCAGUGCCUUUGGAGAAAAGUUUACAUUAAAAAAAGUAUUUUUGUAAGCGAGUCUCUGACUUGCAGUUAAAACAAUCAAAGAAAAAAAAAAAAGUGUACUUGUGCUUAUGUGUUGCAUCAUGGAAAAGAUCAGAUUUGUAGCCACAAUUCCGACUGUGCUGUUGAGAUUUGUCAGAUCAGCUCCAACUUUUCCUAUUUCGUAAACCUUAAGUUCUGUUAUGUGUGCAGUUGCCUAUGCUGUUGAUUUCUUUUUCAAGAUGAGGACGUGUUUUGUAUACAUUUGGUGCCACGUUGUACAAAGAAAGGUGUUAUAUUGUUUAGUGAUUGUUUUGAUGCCAAUAUUAAGAAAAAAAGUUAUUUUUUUGUUUGUUUUUUUUACCUGGCGUACUUUUCAGUCAUAGGAAUUUCUUAGUUGCAUGACGUAUUUUCAGGAAAUCAUGCUGAGAACAAAAAGGGAAACAUUUGUUACAUUAAAUCAGGUCUUAGCAAGUGUGUUCUUGACAUUUGGUUUGGUUUGCUUUUUUUCCCUUUGGGCAAUGUACAUAGCUCUUCUUUUAUUUAUUAUGGUAUUAUUUAAUGCUUCAAUUUCAAAAGAAAAAGUUCAAUAAAGUUCAAUGCAUGGUGCAAACACUGUAAAAUUGAUAUCUGCUCUUUAUUUGCUUUACGGAAAUGCUGUUCCAUUUCUAAAAGAACCAUGUUUAUUCAGUAA